ACUUGUUUAUCCAGUUUCAGAAAUGUACUUGCUGCAGAUAUAAAGUUCAUACACCUUUUUUUCAUUUGAAUAUUUUGUAGCAUGGUCGAACAGAAGGCUCUACCGGUACCUCCUGAUGGUGGAUGGGGAUGGGUGAUAGUCAUAGCUUCUCAUAUAAUUAACAUAAUCGUUGAUGGAGUAUGUUUUACUUUUGGUUUGUUCUUGAGAGAAUUUCAAGAACAUUUCAAUGCAAGUUUCGCAAAAACAGCCCUUAUUGGAAGUUUAAUUCCAGGACUGUAUCUCGGAAUUGGUCCUAUUUCCAGUGCUCUAGCCAAUAAAUUUGGUGUAAGACUAAUAUCAAUUAUCGGGGCCUUAAUAGCAUCAAUGGGAUUUUUUGUAUGCGUGUAUUCAAAUAAUAUCAACACUAUGAUCUUUACGUAUGGAGUCCUUGGAGGUGUUGGCUUCGGCUUAAUGUACCUACCAUCGAUCGUUAUCGUUAAUUUUUAUUUUGAUAAGAAGCGAGCUACUGCGAGUGGAAUAGCUGUAUGUGGAUCAGGAGUAGGGACAUUUAUCUUCACUUUUCUCACAGAACCGCUUGUCAAUAAAUACAGUUGGAAAGGUGCAAUGUGGAUCAUUUCUGGUAUUGUUCUCAAUGCUUGUGUAUGCGCGUCUUUUUUUCGGCCACUCGAGGCUCCAAAACCACCAAAGUCAAGGAGAAAUUCAAAGAGCUCUGUGAUCCAAGAAUCGUUUAUAAUGAGAAAAAUAACUGAACAAAAAGCCAGAGAUAGAACCAUUUCGACAGGAUCGACUGAUGGCAUGCUUAUCACAAAGGAUAAUCGGAUUAUAAAAGACAAUGAAUUCCUAUCACAAAGAAAUGGUUUUGAACAUAGAGCCGUUACAACUAUUAAAGAGGAAGAAGAAAAUGGAUUAUCAAGAGCAUCCUCUCAAUAUACUGUCUAUUCAAACGCUGCGAAAGAUAAAGUUGAUCCAGCUGACGCUUCUCGUCCAAUGUACAGGCAAGAUAUCUUCUUCACUGGAAGCGUUAAAUCCAUUCCCGAAUAUAAAUCACAACCAAAUAUGCAGUCAUACGUCGCUUCUGUUACGUCCAUACCGCAGCGUGAUGUCGGAAAGAGAUCAUUAUGCACUCCUGCUAUAGAUACUUUUAAAACAAUGUUUGACCUCUCUUUAUUUAAAUCUAUGACAUUCAAUUUAGUAUGUGCUAGUGCGCUAUUGUACAUGAUGGGAUUCUUUGUACCAUUCACUUAUUCUCCCGCUUUUGCCAUGGAGGAAUGUGGUGUAAGUGAAUCCCAAUCUAAAAUACCACUACUCGUUAUGGGAGCUUGUAACACAGUAGGACGAAUUAUAGCUGGGUGGCUAUCGGAUAGACCUUGGAUUAGUAGCAUGAUACUCCACAAUGCUGCCCUUUUAAUAGCUGGAAUAACGACUAUGUUCUUACCCUUCAUAAAGUCGUUCAUUUUUCUUAACAUCUAUUCAGCCUUGUACGGUUUAUGCGUGGCGACCUUCAUCGCUUUACGAUCAAUCGUACUAGUUGACCUACUAGGAGUUCAAAGAUUAACCAAUGCUUUUGGAAUACUAUUACUCUUUCAAGGAAUAGCUACCGUUAUUGGUACUCCCAUUGGAGGAGCUAUAAAAGAUAAAACUGGUUCAUUUUGGGUUGUCUAUAUGUACGCUGGCGCAACCUUGCUUGGAGCUAGCUUAAUUGGGAUAGUAGCCAAUAAAAUAUCUUCCUGGGAGAGAAAGAAAGAUGAAGAUAAUAGCGAUUCGUUAAGCCGUGAAGUACCAAGUCUUCCUAGUGAAACUGCAUAA
This is a messenger RNA of Dimorphilus gyrociliatus, 1806 nucleotides long. The record is from the annotation of a GenBank genome assembly. Lineage: Eukaryota; Metazoa; Annelida; Polychaeta; Dinophilidae.